Molecule: messenger RNA, 1741 nt
Organism: Oppiella nova
Lineage: Eukaryota; Metazoa; Arthropoda; Arachnida; Sarcoptiformes; Oppiidae
Source: the annotation of a GenBank genome assembly
CGAUUGGAUGACAGCAUUGAAAGCAUUGUUUGCCAUUCAAUACAAACAAACACAUGAUUUUCAAAAUGUUUUGCCCUUUAAUUUAAUUUAAUUAAAAACACUUUAUAAUCAAAUCAAUUGAUACGACGUUUACCAUGAACUCAGACAAUGUGUUCAGGAAAUUGAUCUCUGGAUCCAGAUUUGAUUACAAGAAGUUCGCCAAAGAUGUCAACAGAUUUUCGACAAACAGCCAAAAUGGACACAAGACUAGUGCGGACACGAGUGAUGUGCCGAUGGCUGCAGAAGAGGUGACACUCGAAGACCAGCCGAAGAGAGCGAAGAAAACUUCAGUGAAAAGUCGUAAACAAAUGAUUGAAUUGAAUAACGAAAGGAUCAAUCAUUUGAGGAAUAAAUACAGGAUUCAUGUGAACGGAAGUGAUGUCAACGAACCCAUUGUCUCCUUCGACGGUCUCGAUGUGGACCGCAAUAUACUGGACAACAUCGAAAAGUCUGGUUUCUCGACCCCCACACCAAUUCAGAUGCAAUCCAUUCCUCUAAUGUUAGCCAAACGUGAGGUCUUGUGUUGCGCUCCGACCGGUUCCGGGAAGACGUUGUCAUUUCUCAUACCUAUUGUCCAUCAGUUAAGACAACCGCAAAGAGUGGGCUUUAGAGCUGUUAUAUUAGCGCCGACUCGUGAGUUAGCCAAACAGAUCCAUAGGGAGUGUCUUUGGAUGUCAAACGGGACCGGACUUAGGGUUCAUAUCAUCAAAAACGUGAAUUUAGCCCAAAAGAAGUUUGGCCCCAACUCUGCGCUCAUGUAUGACAUUCUGGUGACAACACCCAAUCGACUCGUUUGGCUACUCAAUCAAAAGCCUGUUGCCAUCAACAUUGAGAAUGUUGAAUGGCUUGUGAUCGAUGAGUGCGAUAAACUGUUUGAAGAUGGCUUUCGGGAUCAGUUGUCUGUCAUAUUCCAAAGUUGUGGCAAAUCUGCGAAAGUAAAUCACGCAAUGUUUAGCGCCACUCACGACAUACAGCUGGAGAAGUGGGCCAAACUGAACCUGGACAAUUUGGUGUCUGUAGUGAUUGGCGGCAAAAACAAUGCCUCGCAAGAGGUCGACCAGAAACUCACUUUCGUUGGCAAUGAAUCUGGAAAACUGAUGGCAUUGCGUGAUGUGAUCGCACAGGGAUGCGAAGCACCGGUGCUAAUAUUUGUGGAGAAGAUUCAAAAAGCGAAACAAUUGUUUAAGGAAUUGGUUUACGAAGGCAUUAAUAUAGAUAUAAUUCACGCCAAACGCACCCAACAGGACAGGGAUAAUGUGGUCCGCAGUUUCCGUGAGGGAAACAUUUGGUUUCUUAUCUGCACUGAACUUAUGGGCCGCGGGAUUGACUUUAAAGGCGUUAAUUUGGUCAUCAAUUAUGACUUCCCCUCCUCUGCCAUCACUUAUAUCCAUCGAAUUGGGCGCACCGGAAGAGCGGGUCGUAAGGGGAAAGCGAUUACUUUUUUCACUGAAAAAGAUAGCGAUAAACUGCGAUCCAUUGCUAAUGUGAUGCGACGGUCUGGUUGUGAUGUCCCGCAGUUUAUGCUCCAACUCAACAAAAGGAAAAGGAAAUAUUUUAAUAAUAGGAAUAGAAAUAAUAAAAAAGAUGUUUCCAAAAACCCUAAAAGACUUAAAACCGACGAAAGCGAUGAAAUCGAUAGCGAAGGCAGUGAUUAAAUCGUUGAGAAUAUCUUUUUUAAUUAACUCAAUAAAUCAAUUAUUUG